AUGGGCCUCAGUUCUCGACUGCAGAGUAUCGUUCCAUUCUCGCGGCGAACAUAUGCCCAGGGUUCGUACGGCGACGAAGGAGAAUACCAGGGGGAGCACCCAGAAAGCCAUCGUAACAGCCCUACACGAGAUAUCGAACACCCAGGACCACCCCCACCCAACGUCAGCAAGGACGCAUCGUCUUCGUCCGGUAAUAAGUCCGAAUCCAAUUCCUCAGAAGCCAAUGGGGGUUCUAUCAGCACCAAGCCGAGCAACAAUGCCAGUCCGACAAUCACCGACGGCCAACAGUCCCCUAAUAUCGACUCCAAAGGCAAUCCUCGGGAGGAUGUCCCGCCAGAUGUGAAGCAGCAUAAUGAGGAAAUGGAGCACCGGCAUGAUCGAGCAUACAAUCAGAUUGCCGACGAGGGCGAGUAUCGGAAGGGUUUCUAA
Molecule: messenger RNA, 429 nt
Organism: Aspergillus melleus
Lineage: Eukaryota; Fungi; Ascomycota; Eurotiomycetes; Eurotiales; Aspergillaceae
Exons: 2
Coding region: 1-429 (142 amino acids)
Source: RefSeq, a predicted model, not a curated record